CAAGAUUUAGUUUUAAGUAUGUGGGUAUCUGGUAGUAUAGAUUUAUAUUUGGGAAAAAUGGUUCUUUUUAUUAGCUACUUUAGGAAAUUUCAGUGCUUUCCCACUUAUUUUGGCUGGAAAUAUAAUUUAAGCAUAUGGGUAUUUUGUAGUAUAGAUUUAUAUGUAGGAAAAAUUGGUUCUUUUAUUAGCUAGUUUUGGAAAUUUCAGUGUUUUCUUGAUUUAUUAGCUCAAGAUUUAGUUUUUAAGUAUAUGGAUGUUUUAUAGUAUAGAUUUAUAUGUAGGAAAAAUGGUUCUUUUUGUUAACUAGUUUAGGAAAUUUCAGUAUGUUCUUGCUAUAUUAGCUGGAAAUUUAGCCGAGGUUCUAUCGGAAACAGCCUCUCUACCUCCAAGGUAGGGAAAAGUUCGUGUACACUCUAGUCUCUCCAGACCCCCACUUUGCGUGAUUACACUGGGUGAGAGAGAUGUCGAGAAAGGAUUGAUUACUCCAACCCCAAGCCAGAACCCUCUAGCUGAGCCAUCACCGACCCCGUCCCCUUCCUCGGCAACAGCACCAGCUCUGGUGCUUUCCAAUUCCGGCAAGAGAAUUGAUCAAGCAGGGAAAAAGAAAUAUGUAAAACAGGUGACGGGAAGGCACAAUGACACUGAGCUUCAUUUAGCAGCUCAGAAAGGUGAUCUAGUAGCAGUGAAGCAGAUACUUAAUGAUAUUGACUCGCAAAUGGUCGGGACACUGAGUGGCGAUGAAUUUAAUCAAGAGGUUGCGGAGAUUAGAGCAUCCGUAGUAAACGAAGUGAAUGAAUUAGGAGAGACGUCGCUCUUUACAGCCGCAGCGAAAGGAUAUCUUGAGGUGUUGAAAGAAUUAUUAAAGUACUGCAACAAGGAAACUCUUACUAAGAAGAAUCGGUCGGGAUUUGAUCCUUUGCAUAUAGCUGCAAGUCAAGGACACCAUGGAAUCGUCCAAUUGCUGUUAGAUCAUGAUACUGGACUAAGUAAAACAUUUGGCCCUUCAAAUGCAACCCCUCUUAUAACUGCUGCCUCGAGAGGACAUAUUGCAGUGGUCAAUGAAUUGCUGUCGAAAGAUUGCAGCUUACUGGAAAUUUCUAGGUCCAAUGGUAAAAAUGCAUUGCAUUUAGCUGCCAGACAAGGGCAUGUGGAAAUCGUCAAGGCCUUGCUUGACAGAGAUCCACAAUUGGCAAGGAGGACGGACAAGAAAGGACAAACUGCAUUGCAUAUGGCUGUAAAGGGAAUUAGCUGUGAGGUGGUGAUAUUGCUUCUCGAGGCUGAUGCUGCAAUAGUUAUGCUGCCAGACAAGUUUGGCAACACAGCGUUGCACAUUGCCACCCGAAAAAAGCGUGCUGAGAUAGUAAGAGAGUUGCUAUGCCUGCCUGAUAGUCAUGUUAAUGCACUGAACAGAGAUCACAAAACAGCUCUUGACAUAGCUGAAGAUCUUCCGCUAUCUGAGGAAUCGUCAGAAAUAAAGGAGUGUUUAUACAAAUAUGGAGCUGUUAGAGCUAAUGAAUUGAACCAACCAAGGGAUGAGUUGAGGAAAACCGUCAGUCAGAUCAAGAAAGAUAUUCACACACAGCUUGAACAAACUAAGAGGACAAAUAAAAAUGUCCACGGAAUUGCUAAAGAGCUUAGAAAGCUCCAUCGAGAAGGGAUCAAUAAUGCAACAAAUUCUGUGACUGUCGUUGCUGUUCUCUUUGCUACAGUUGCCUUUGCUGCUAUUUUUACCGUCCCUGGAGGUGAUGAUGAUCAUGGAGUGGCUGUGGUUGUGACCACCGCUUCUUUUAAGAUCUUUUUCAUCUUCAACGCCCUUGCACUUUUUACAUCUCUUGCUGUUGUCGUAGUUCAGAUUACGUUGGUUAGAGGAGAAACAAAGGCGGAAAGAAGAGUUGUCGAGGUAAUUAACAAACUCAUGUGGUUGGCUUCUGUCUGCACUUCAGUUGCAUUUAUGGCAUCUUCUUAUAUAGUAGUCGGUCGCAAGUAUGAAUGGGCUGCAGCAUUGGUAACAGCAGUCGGGGGAAUAAUAAUGGCCGGGGUACUUGGAACCAUGACUUACUAUGUGGUAAGAUCAAGGAAGAAAAGAUCGAUAAGGAAGAAGGAAAAGCAUGCAAGAAGUGGUUCCAACUCAUGGUACCACUCCGAGUUCUCUAAUUCUGAUAUCGACAGGAUUUAUGCCUUAUGAUGUGGAGAGUUUCGAGUUGAUGAUAAGAAACUCCCCCGAGUUGUAUGUAGUGAAAGGCGUGUUAUUCUUGAGAGACUGAUGAACAACAACUCGUUAAGCAAGUUAACCUGGAGGGAGCUGCAAGUUUCAAAUGAAGAUGUUUGAUCUGUUCGCAUUUGGAAGGAGAGGUUCCGUUUUACACGUGUCAUCAUGUCAACGAAUAAGGUUUCUGUCCCGAGCCAGAAUGAUCGCGAUGAUGUAUAAUUUCUAAGCUAAACUCAUGGAGCUGUAGAUUGUAACUUUUAGCAUGGGAUGUAAAUUUUCCUAUUUUAUCUAGAAUGGGAAAGAUUAUGUAAAAGAUUCAAAACAAGUAUCCAUUUCUGUGGCAUCUACCACUUUUGUGUAGUAAAAUGGCAAGCCUUAGUUGAUAAA
This is a messenger RNA of Capsicum annuum, 2596 nucleotides long. Its product is annotated as ankyrin repeat-containing protein ITN1. Gene Ontology annotation, cellular component: plasma membrane. NCBI's taxonomy places the organism in Eukaryota, Viridiplantae, Streptophyta, Magnoliopsida, Solanales, Solanaceae. Gene Ontology annotation, molecular function: protein phosphatase regulator activity; protein phosphatase 1 binding. Bases 716 to 2185 code for a protein of 489 amino acids. The transcript has 4 exons. The record is from RefSeq and is a predicted model, not a curated record.